Molecule: messenger RNA, 2898 nt
Organism: Lolium rigidum
Lineage: Eukaryota; Viridiplantae; Streptophyta; Magnoliopsida; Poales; Poaceae
Product: F-box/LRR-repeat protein At4g14103-like
Exons: 3
Coding region: 1-1491 (496 amino acids)
Molecular function (GO): protein binding
Source: RefSeq, a predicted model, not a curated record
AUGGCCACCCGCGGCGGAGCCAAAAAGCGAAAAUGCCGCAAGGACGAAUUGGACGCCGGCGCCACACAGCCGUCGGGCGAGAAGCCUGAAGCCGGAGAAAUCCCCGAUCUGAUCAGCAACCUCGACAUCGACGUGCUGCGCCGCAUCGUGUCGCUCCUCCCUACCAAGGACGGCGCCCGCACCCAGUCCCUGUCCACCCGGUGGCGCGACCUCUUCCGCUCCGCCCCGCUCAACCUCGGCGUGGAGCUCCGCCGCGAAGACGAGCCCGCCCCCUCCAGGCUCGUCACCCGCAUCCUCGCCGACCACCAGGCGCCCUGCCGCCGGCUCUCCCUGACCUGGUACGGCUACGAAUCUGGCUUCGUCUCCCCAUCGUUGAGCCGUUGGCUCCAUUCGCCAGCCCUCAAUGGCCUCUCCGAGUUGGAUCUGUGGCAAAAGCGCAAGAGACGUGACGAGGAACGUCGGGAACUGCCCAGGGAGGAGGACCCGUAUGCCCUGCCGCCGUCCGUGCUCCGAUUUUCGCCCACCCUGCGCAUCCUCAGCAUCAAGUGCACCGGCUGCAUGAUCCAUUUCCCGUCUGUCGGUGAUCUACAUCUCCCCAUCCUCAAGCAGCUCACCCUUAAAGGUGUCGUCGUCUCGGAGGGCGUCCUCCAUGACGUUCUUGCUGGAUGCUCUGUGCUGGAGAGCUUGGUGCUUAGCAAAUUGGAUGGUGUUCAUGGCGUUCGGAUCAACUCUUCCACCCUUAGGAGCCUAGGUGUGUCGUCUGGUUGGAGAGAUGAACCUGAGGAAGUAUUGCAACAAGUAAUUGUUGAGGAUGCCCCUCUCCUAGAGAAGUUAUUCCUAUCUGGAUUAGAUGACCACUUAUCAGUCCGUGUGCUUUGCGCGCCCAAACUGGAUUUCUUGGGUUCUCUGCCAGAAGGGUUCUCUAAAGCCAAGCUCGAAACCACACUUGUUCAGAGAACUGUUGUUGCCAGUUUGAUGAGUGUCGUGCGAACAGUCAAAGUUUUGGUUUUGCGCAUGUCACCUCCCAGUGUUGAUGAUGCCAUUGACUUUGUGAAAUUCUUUCCUUGCUUGGAGAAGUUAUAUGUCUUGUUAUACCGGGACAGGGCAUCAAAAAGAGCACGUCAUCAUUUUCCACUUGGUUAUAUUGAAUGUUUGGAGCUCCAUCUCAAAAAAGUAAUGCUGAUAAAUUACCACGGAACACCGAGAGAUGUUGAUUUUGCAAGGUUCUUUCUUUUGAAUGCCAAAGUGCUAGAACAUAUGGAGUUUGCAUCAUGCAUUUCAGGAAACCGGAAGAAAUACAUUACUGAAUGGAUAGCUGCUCAACCCAGAAAGCUACAGCUGGAUAACAGGGCUUCUGAAGGUGCUCAGUUCAAUUUUAUCCCUGAUUCUGACUACUGUGAUGGUAUACAUAUUGGGCACAUCCAUGAUCUUACUACUAGUGACCCCUUUGAUAGAUCAUUAUGUCGAUGUGAUAGCAUCGAUUUCCUUUGAGAUACUUGCCUAACUUAUUUCAUGUUUUGGGGAGAAUAUAGAUCAGAUCUGUAAUAUGUGACGUUUACUUUUGUUGGAACAUCUGUGUUUCAUUGCCCAUUAAUGUUGCUAAAUCACAUGCAUACUUCUACAAUUUUCAUUCAGUUCUCCAAAUCCAUUUUUAUCUUUUAGACAAAAUGGAGGUCUUUGGUUCAUGUAAUGGUUGUUCAAUGUUAUCUAGAUAGCAGUCGUAUGUUCAUCCAAAUGACUUGGGAGACAUAAGUAUCAUGGUUCUGGCUUUCUCAGCUAAGUCAGAUCCUCAUCUGAGUUUGAAACUGCACAUUUUGUUGCUACCUUCAGUCAUUUAGGUGAUUACCCACUUCCUGACACUUAUUACCAUUUCAGUUACAUGCUUGAUUUAUAAAAUGAUGGCCGUAAGUUUGGUGGUGGGCAUACAUAAGUUUUUUCUUCUUGCAAUUGCAUAUUCGUGUAUUCUUCACUCCAGUGCGGUCACUGGCUAAAUGAAAUUAUGGAAUGUGUUCCCUCCUUAGAAAGAUAAAACCAGUGUGUAGGUGAAGUCUGCAUCAUUGGCAGAAAAUGUAGAAAUAUCUAAGUCUAUGGUAUGAUCCUAGCCUUAUAGCGAAGGUUGUUGUAUGUUAUGCGAGAGUUGUCAUCAAUGCUUUUAGGUGAUCGCCUUGUUGGGGCAUGGCUUAGUAUUAUGUUUGGAGACUCCUUAAUUAGGUCUGAAACUAGAGCUCCCCAAACUCUAGCUCUCUCCCAUUGUUGCAUUGGAUGGGGAGUGAAUGAGUUUUGGUGGAGUGGGGAACUCUGGAGCAUCGAUUUUUGUAGGGUAUUCUUGACUUGGCUUUGUUCAACUCUUGUUCAUGUAAUGUCCUAGCAGGUCAGCACCCCUUCAUGUAGCCAAUAUUUGUCCCCACAACAAUACUUUACUUUCUCCAAAUCGGAAGCAGUAGAACCCACUCAUGUCACCAAAAACCAUAAAACUACUGUCCUAUGUACAUAUCUACGGUCAAAGUGCUCCCUAAGCUAGAGUUGAGUACACUGAUGGUGUGCCAAGGGAGGUAGAGGAGGUGGCUGUCUAGAUCUUGCCGGCGUCGAUGGUGACGAUUUAGUGGUGCAACAGCCGUCAGUUGAAAUAGGAGAUUGAAAAAUGAGAAUGUGAGCUAGAGACGAGUGGGUGCAAAUUGCUCAAUACAACCAUACAAAUCAGACACAAUCAUUUGUUUUUUUCCAGAAAAUUGUACAGCAUCAGGGACAAAUCCAUCUCGUUCAUCAGACAGCCCGGGCCGUUCAACAAGAUGGUGCCCAUCCCAAAUAUAUUCCCUGAAAGAGAGAGACCAGACCAGACCUACCCUCCGGCCUCCGCAGCCACCACUACCACAACUCCACAGUACUGACAGCUACUUG